AUGGGUCAGGGAGAAGGAGAUAAAAGCAAAGGAUUUGAUGAAGAAGCAGGUACCCAGCAUCAUCAAUACGGUACCUUUCAAGGUGUUUCCAAUUACCCGCCGCCGCAGAAUUCAGCUCCGGUUUCAGCUCCGGUCACUGGAUUUCCUCAACCUUCGGCGCCGCCUGGGGUUUACGAUUCCUCCGCUCCUUAUUACCCCCAUGGAUAUCAAACUGUUCCAGUCUAUGGUGGUGUUGCUGAAGGAAGACCUGUGAUUGUGAGAGAACGCCGUCUUCCUUGCUGUGGAUGUGGUUUUGGAUGGUUCCUGUUCAUAAUUGGGUUUUUGCUUGGAGCACUCCCUUGGUAUCUCGGAGUGUUCAUCAUGAUAGUUGGGAAAAUUGACCACAGGGAGAAACCAGGAUACAUUGCUUGCACCAUCGCUGCUAUUCUUGUAACAAUCGCUGUGAUUCUGGGUGUAUCUAAAGGAGCAGAAGAUUGGGAUUGGUGA
Microthlaspi erraticum is the source of this 486-nucleotide messenger RNA. The record is from the annotation of a GenBank genome assembly. Lineage: Eukaryota; Viridiplantae; Streptophyta; Magnoliopsida; Brassicales; Brassicaceae.